Owenia fusiformis is the source of this 2541-nucleotide messenger RNA. Lineage: Eukaryota; Metazoa; Annelida; Polychaeta; Sabellida; Oweniidae. The record is from the annotation of a GenBank genome assembly.
AGGGAAAUCCUUUUGGAUGAGUUUACUCAAUAUAUGAAACUCUGAGGUCUCAAGUGGUGUUCAUGAGGUAGUUCCCUAUACCUAUGAUGGCAGUAGGAGGAGUUGAUGUAGAUUGGACUGAUAAAUUGAGUGAGAGCCAGCGAGAACAAUAUGAGGAAAUAGAAGCCCUACAGUCAAUACUCAUAGACCCUGGACAGUUCAAACUUCUAUCAUCACCAAAAGAUGGCCCUGAGGUGCUGUUUUCUAUGCAGUUGAAUGUGUGUGUGAAGACUAAAGAUGGAGGUAUGAGUGUUGAGGCCUGGGUACCAUAUGAACAUGACAUAGCCCAGGCAGAGCAUGCUGUAGCUGCAAUACCAUCAAACACACGACCACAGUUUGCCAGGUCCGACUCUGGGAGACAUUGGCACUCUUCAUUCCACGUACAACAUCUGACACCAUUGUGCCUUCAAGUGACCUUGCCCCAAGGUUACCCAAAUGAUGCUGCACCAAUCUUCACUCUCUCUUGUCUCUGGUUAGAUUCCUCACAGUUAACAGUACUCUGCCAACAGUUAGAUAGGCUCUGGGAAGGACUAGCUACUAUGCCAAUAAUAUACACCUGGAUAGACUGGUUAGAACAUAGCGCACUUGAAUUCUUAGCACUCACUGAAUCAGUUAUCUUGACUCCAUAUUUGGAUGCUGACUCUGCUUGGAUGGGCAACCGGGAUCCCAGAGCUUUACCUGAAUGUGUGGACUUAGACGUUUCCCUCAAUGCUAUGCUUCAGCACCACAUGCAAAGAGACCGGCAAGAAUUCUUGAAAAACAACCAUGAGUGUGGAAUAUGCUUUGAUGAGAAACCUGGGCGUGAAUUUUUUCGUAUCAGUGAUUGUCACCAUCAUUUUUGUAGAGAAUGUAUGACUGAUUAUUGUAACCUCCAUGUAGGGGAAGGGACUGUGCAACAAUUACAUUGUCCAGACAAUGACUGUAAGUUUGCCCUUCCUCCAGUCAUCAUUGAGGCUGUUUUAGGAAAUGAUGAAUUUCAGCGCUGGGAAAGAUUAUUGCUCCAGAAGGCCCUUGACACGAUGGGUGACAUCACAUGGUGCCCACGCUGCAAUAAUGCAGUUAUUAAGGAAUCAGAGGAGAGUCUUAAGUUAGCUCAUUGCACCACGUGUAUGUACUCAUUUUGUACAGAUUGUGAUGACCCGUGGCACCAAGGACAGCCUUGCAAGGAUCUUGAGGGGCAGUUGAAGGAACUUAAAGACAACACAAAAACAAAGACCUCUUCAUCUAACGAGCAGAAACGAUUAAAUAUGAUAGCUUACCUUUCAAAACAAACAUUGAAAAAAAUCAGCAAACCAUGUCCAAAAUGUAAAGUCCCCAUUCAGAAAAACCUUGGAUGUAGCCUUAUUCAUUGUACCAAUUGUGGGGCCAAGAUGUGUUAUAUAUGUGGCAAGAAUAUAUCACAAAAAAGCUAUGAGCAUUUUGGGCAGAGCUGCCAACUUUUCACUGGGGAUGCCUACAAUAUAGUUGCAGCUCCUCCAAUACAACAGCAUAACGAGAGAGAUCUAGAAAUCAGGGAACAGCUUCAAAAUGACCCAGAUGCUCAACAACGUAUGAAACUUUGCCCUAAGUGCAAGCAAAGAAACCUGAAGGAAAAGCGCAAUAACCACAUAAAGUGCUGGCAAUGUAAUAGCAACUUCUGUUAUAUGUGUAAGACUGUCAUCCAGGGUAAGAUAGUAGAACAUUUCAUGAAUCCACUUAACACCUGUCAGCAGCAUAGUGAUGAUUAACUGUUAACAUAAUGUAUAGUGUUUAUAAAUUGUUACCAUUAUGUAUGCUAAUAACAGUGAUAAUUAACUGUCAUCAUGAUAUAUAAAAAUUGAAAAAAUAGCAUAGUGAUGUAUAGUCACUACUGAUAACAAGGUGAUGACUUAAUGUCACCAUUAUGUAAAGUAAAAGUAAAAGAUUGAUAAACCUUCAUUAUAAUGUAUAUUGGUAGCAUAGUAAUGAUUGUCACAAUAAUUUAAGGUGAAAGCAAAGUGAUGAUAAACUGUGGCUUAAUGUCACCAUUAUGUAAAGUAAAAGAUUGAUAAACCUUCAUUAUAAUGUAUAUUAGUAGCAUAGUAAUGAUUGUCACAAUAAUUUAAGGUGAAAGCAAAGUGAUGAUAAACUGUGACCAAAUGUAUGAUCAUAACAUUGUGGUGAUUAACUGUCAGCAUAAUAAAAAAUGAAAAAAUAGCCCAGUAACUGAGUAAUGUCUAGUCAAAGAAAAAGUGCUGAUUAACUGUCACCAUAAUGUAUAGUGCUACAGCGAUGGUAUUAAGUUGUUAUAAUUAUGUACAAUGAUAACAAAGUGAUGGUAAAUUGUUACUGAUAUGUUUGAUUAACUAUCACCAUAAGGUUCUGUUGUAACACAGUGGUAUUAAAUUGUAACCAUAAUUUAUGUUGAUAAUAUAGUGAUGAUCAAUUGUCACAAUAAUUUAAAGUGAUAACAUAGUGACGAUUUAAUGUAAUCAUUAUGUACUGUAAUUGAUAGCGUAGAGAUGGGUCACUGUCACCAUAAUA